This is a messenger RNA of Penicillium paradoxum, 963 nucleotides long. RefSeq lists its product as uncharacterized. The record is from RefSeq and is a predicted model, not a curated record. The transcript has a single exon. The coding region runs from base 1 to 963 and encodes 320 amino acids. NCBI's taxonomy places the organism in Eukaryota, Fungi, Ascomycota, Eurotiomycetes, Eurotiales, Aspergillaceae. Gene Ontology annotation, molecular function: dioxygenase activity.
AUGACUACCAGUAUUAUCAAAAGCCUAGAUCAGGCGACUGCGAUAGCUUUGCCUACUUCUAUCCCGGCCGAGCCCGCAGUGGUAUCCUUGUUGAGCUCCAGCUCCACCACUGUGUCUGUCAAUAUCGACACUAAAGCACCAUUUUCAGCUAUAAAGGCUCUUUUUGAUCAUCUCAACAAUCAUCCCGAUGACGUCGCGAAGCUUAACGCAACCUAUCCACACCGCGGGGUCAUCAAGAAUGCUGCUCUACGCAAAACCGAGUCUGAUCAGAAGUUUACCAUCGAUCUCUCACCCAUGAGAGAGUCUCGCAUCCCGGAAGCCCUGCGUGAGACUUUGAAUCCUCACGGGCUGAGUGAGGUACUUGAGUUCUUCAACAGCAUCAGUACUCAGUAUGUUCCCACUAUACUGUCUUCUCUGAGCAUCCUCGCCGGUACCGAUCUGUCUACAGCACACGCCUCAUACAAUAUGAACUAUCGUCUGUGCGACUACAACCCGAAUACGGCUGCUCCCGAGUCCUCAAAUGGAUGCGGAGCCCACACGGAUUACGGAACCUUUUCGAUCAUCUUCCAAGAUGGAACGCCCGGCUUGGAACUCGAAGAAGUCCCCGGCACAUGGGCUCCAGUUCCCGGGGAUGCCACUGUUAUUUUGACUGGUUGGUGUGCCGUCAUUUUGAGUGGUGGUCGGGUCGUCGCCGCUAGACAUCGUGUUCGCCGUGCCCCGGGUGUACGUCGGCUGAGUGCAGUCUUGUUUGUCGCCCCGGACCUGGAUGUCAAGCUGAAGCCCCUGGGUAAUUUGCAGCCGAUCAAGGCUUUCUCCGGCAGCAUCAUGCAUGGGGACUUGGAUGUUGCGGCCUUCAAGGAUGUUAUGGGCAAGAGAUGGCGGUACCGAGAGGGAAAUGAAGAGAUGGACAAUGGGGACGCUCUCUCCCAAGACACGGAAAUUGAGCAGAUGGUAUGGGGAUAA